AAAAAUCUAGUUAACAUUCAAUCAUUCAAAGCACCCCAUGUGGAAAAUGGGUCCCAGUCGAUUUGUUUAAAAAUGCAGUAUGAUAUAUCGAUCGCCUUUCUGAAUAAUAGUUCUUAAGACACCACAGCUAUAAGCUCAAAUCUACUAGAAAUACAUCAUAUGGACGAUAGUUUCUAACGAUUAAUAAUGAUUUGGAGAUAAGAGAAAACAAUAUCAUUUAUUAUAAGAACUAUAGAUUGUUAUUUUUAAGAAUAAAAUUAAAAGAAAUAGGUAUGUGACGUGACACGAAACACCAAUCAGAAAGCGUUACGUCAUGCCGUGCCGAGCAUCUUGUUGACAUUUUAUACAGAGAGUAGAGUUAUUUAUCGUCGUUACUUUCGAGUAUUCGUUACUAAUCGUACUCUUCUUCAAAGUAAUCACUUAUUGUAUUCAUUACUUUAAUUACUAUGCGUAGUAUGAGUACAAAGAUUUGGCAACGUGCGUCGUGUAAUUAAUGUCGAAUUUGGACAACUUCAAUGGAAUGACUAUAUUAUGCUUUAUUAGUUUGUUACCAUGGCUACACAGCCGAUAGCCCUGGGUCCAGGGCCUACAACGUUGACCUGUCCACACUGUCAUGCCAGAGUAACAACGACUGUCAAAACGACUGCAAACACGAAAACGCACAUAAUCGCGUUAAUUCUAUGCCUUUUUGUACUCGUACCUUGCGUGUGUAUUCCAUAUUGCUGUGAUUCCUGCCAGACUUUGCAACAUUUCUGUCCAAACUGCAAGGCAUACUUGGGGGCGUAUGAUAACUAAUAAGUGUAUUUUUCAUAUUUUUGGGUGUUUGUUAUGCUUUAUUUAUGUUAGCCGAUUUAUUUUUAAGCGUACCAGUAUGUUUAUAUAUCAAAUAUUUAUAUAAACA
This is a messenger RNA of Acanthoscelides obtectus, 901 nucleotides long. The record is from the annotation of a GenBank genome assembly. Lineage: Eukaryota; Metazoa; Arthropoda; Insecta; Coleoptera; Chrysomelidae.